Cuculus canorus (common cuckoo) is the source of this 2201-nucleotide messenger RNA. RefSeq names its product tyrosyl-tRNA synthetase 1 (gene YARS1). Gene Ontology annotation, molecular function: ATP binding; tRNA binding; tyrosine-tRNA ligase activity. The transcript is spliced from 14 exons. Bases 78 to 1685 code for a protein of 535 amino acids. The record is from RefSeq and is a predicted model, not a curated record. NCBI's taxonomy places the organism in Eukaryota, Metazoa, Chordata, Aves, Cuculiformes, Cuculidae. Gene Ontology annotation, biological process: tyrosyl-tRNA aminoacylation.
CCCGGCCCAUCGGCAGCUCGGCGCUCGACAGGUGGAAGUGACGCCCAGGCGCGGCAGACGAGCGCCGAGUGGGGCUGAUGCAACGCGGGGCAGCUGCCGCCAUGGAGCCCGCGCCGAGCCCACAGGAGAAAUAUCAUCUCAUCACCCGGAACCUGCAGGAGGUGUUGGGGGAGGAUAAGCUCAUGGCCAUCCUGAAGGAGCGAGAGCUGAAGAUCUACUGGGGGACCGCCACCACGGGCAAGCCACAUGUGGCCUACUUUGUGCCCAUGUCCAAGAUCGCAGACUUCCUGAAGGCAGGGUGUGAGGUGACAAUUCUCUUCGCUGACCUCCACGCUUACCUAGAUAACAUGAAGGCGCCCUGGGAGCUGCUGGAGCUGCGCACACGCUAUUAUGAGAACGUGAUCAAAGCCAUGCUGGAGAGCAUUGGAGUGCCCCUGGAAAAGCUGAAGUUCGUUCGGGGCACCGACUACCAGCUCAGCAAGGAGUACACGCUGGAUGUGUACCGCCUCUCCUCCGUGGUGACGCAGCACGACGCCAAGAAGGCGGGCGCGGAGGUGGUGAAGCAGGUGGAGCACCCUUUGCUGAGUGGUUUGCUCUACCCAGGCCUGCAGGCCCUGGAUGAGGAGUACCUCAAGGUGGAUGCACAGUUUGGAGGAGUCGAUCAGAGGAAGAUAUUCACCUUUGCAGAGAAGUACCUUCCUUCUCUAGGCUAUGCCAAGCGUGUCCAUUUGAUGAACCCAAUGGUUCCCGGUCUGACCGGCAGCAAAAUGAGCUCAUCAGAAGAGGACUCAAAGAUUGACCUUCUGGACCGCAAGGAGGAUGUGAAGAAGAAGUUGAAGAAGGCUUUCUGCGAGCCAGGGAACGUGGAGAACAACGGUGUCCUCUCCUUCAUCAAGCACGUCCUCUUUCCCCUCAAGUCAGAGUUUGUGGUUCUGCGAGAAGAAAAAUGGGGAGGAAGCAAAACUUAUACAGCCUAUGAGGACUUGGAGAAGGACUUUGCUGAGCAGGUUGUGCAUCCUGGAGACCUGAAGAACUCGGUGGAAGUGGCCCUGAACAAACUGCUUGACCCCAUCAGAGAGAAAUUCAACAGCCCAGAGCUGAAGCAGCUGACCAAUGCCGCGUAUCCCAACCCAUCCAAAGCCAAGCCUGCAGAAAAGGGCACCAAGAACUCGGAGCCAGAGAAUGUGGUCCCAUCCCGGCUGGACAUUCGCGUUGGCAAAGUGAUCAAUGUGGAAAAGCACCCGGAUGCUGACAGCCUGUACGUGGAGAAGAUUGACGUGGGCGAGCCUGAGCCCCGCACCGUGGUCAGCGGCCUGGUGCAGUUCGUCCCCAAGGAACAGCUGCAGGACAGGCUGGUGGUGCUGCUGUGCAACCUCAAGCCCCAGAAGAUGCGGGGAGUGGAAUCGCAGGGCAUGGUGCUGUGCGCCUGCAGCCUGGGGGAGCCGCGGCAGGUGGAGCCUCUGGACCCGCCGGCUGGGAGCUGUGCCGGGGAGCGCGUCUACGUGGAGGGCUACGAGAGUGGGGAGCCUGACGACGAGCUCAAGCCCAAGAAGAAAGUGUUUGAGAAGCUGCAGGCUGACUUCCAUGUCUCUGAGGACUGCAUCGCCCAGUGGAAGCAGAGAAACUUCCUGACGAAGCUGGGGACGGUCUCUUGUAAAAGCCUGAAGGGAGGGAGCAUCAGUUAACCAGUGCCAGAGCUGCAGCUCCUGCCAGGCUCCUCCCCAGUCCCUGCCAUCUCCUCCGCAGUGCCCCAAGCUGGGGGCUCAGCUCUGUGAGACGUGGGGGCUCCGGGACUCUGUUCGCUGCCGGGAGAGCUGCCUCCACCAUCCCCAGUCCCUGUGCCAUGGGCCAGCUCUGGGGACCGGUGGUGGCACCACACCAAAGGGACCUGUGACUUGUACCCGUGCUCUCAGGCUCCAGGCUGGGGCCCUGGGCUCACUCCCUGUUGUGCCAUGGCCUGGACACUGGUCCCGCUUGGGACAGUGUGUGUGGUGCUGCAGGAACGCUGCUUACUCCAACCUGUGUUGCUGCUAAAGGAGCUGGGGGAGCUGCCUGGGAGCCUGGCAGGCCCCUGCCCCUGCUCUGCACUCGACUCGGCUGCUGCUGGUGCUGCACUUUGGCCCUGGCAGCACCGGCGCCUCCGUCCUGAGUGUGGGGGCAACCAUGGGGUUGUGGGCCUUAAACUCGGGAACCAUCUGUCU